Ascochyta rabiei is the source of this 2046-nucleotide messenger RNA. RefSeq lists its product as uncharacterized. Lineage: Eukaryota; Fungi; Ascomycota; Dothideomycetes; Pleosporales; Didymellaceae. The transcript has a single exon. The record is from RefSeq and is a predicted model, not a curated record. The coding region runs from base 1 to 2046 and encodes 681 amino acids.
AUGAAGGUUACCCAAGCUGUCCUGGCCACUGGCCUUAUUGGCCAAGCUGCUGCAACGUGGAACAUGUUCGGAAACCCAUUCAACUCGCCCAGCUACAACAACAACGAAUGUAGCGAUAAACAGAAGAGUGGAUUCGACUGGUCCGAUCUCAAAGACGGCGAUUCCGACUUCAGCUAUGGCGACUUUGACUUCACUGGGGGCUGGAAAUGCUCCAACUCCUUCGGCAAGCGCGACGCUCUCAGCAAGCGUACGUUUGGGUCCAAAUGCAUCAAGAACAAGAUCAGCAAGGAGAAGCCAGCGUCUUUUGGCUGUGACAAGCGAAAGUUUGGCUUCUCGAUCACGCACAUCGAUGUGUCUGUUGAGUAUGAUGUAGACCUUGAGUUGCACUACAAGAUGCCCACUGGCGAGAUCUGUAGGCAGGUUGCUCCCUGCAGCGCCUCCGGAUCUACUAUCCAAAACACCCAGUGUGGUGGUGCAAAGUCGGUCGACGUCUAUCUUCCCAAGCACGAUAAGUCAGACAAGGAGUGCGAGAUUGGUUUCCACAACAUCGGCUUUGACUGUAACCCUGGCAAGGGCUACAACCCUCCGUCUCCCCCCGAAGUACCUUCAUCUUCCGCACCAGUUAUUUCCCAGCCUGCUACCACUCCGGUCGUUUCUCAGCCCACUUCUUCCGCACCACCAAGUACCACAUCGUCCUGCAAUGGCGACGAAUGCAACACGCAGCCUCCUGCGACUUCGAGCGCUGCUCUUCCUUGCGAUGGCGAGUACUGCGCGUCCCAGCCACCAGCAUCUUCUGCUCCUGCUUCUUCUGCACUCGCAUCCUCUGCUCCCGCAUCAUCCAGCGCUCCUGCGACUGAGGUCCCUGUCUCGUCUGGUUACGAUGUGCCCCCAACUUCGCCCCCGUCUCCUCCUGCCUCCGAGACGCACGCUUCAUCCGUCCCUGGAAUUUCGAGCCCCCCUGCUACUGAGACUCCUACUGCUCCUUGCUCUGGCGGUUACGGAGAGUCUUGCGAAGGCACUACCGCUGUUUCCUCAGCCCCCAUCGAGACACCUUCCUCGGGCGUUCCGGCUACAUUUUCCUCCGUGCCUCCAUUCACCAACAGCUCCGCUCCUGCUUCAACUGUUCCUCCCACAUACGAGACUAGCUCUACCGCUUCUCAACCUCCGGCCUCUGAGAGCGCCACUGUUCCUGCAUGUGACGGAAGCUAUGGAGCGUCGUGUGAGGGCACCACCGCAGUCUCCACUCCUCUUGCUUCCAGCACUAUCAGCCUUAGCACUGGUGUUUCCCAGCCUUCCAGCCCCAGCUACCCACCUGUCAGUCCUCCUGAUGUUCUGCCCAAGUGCAUGAACACUUGGCUCGAGGUCUCUGGUGACUGCAAGAACAAUGCGGACGCCUCCUGCUACUGCAAGAACAAGGAUUUCACAAAGCAGGUCAUUGACUGCGUGUCAGCUUGGUGCGGUACCGACGACGAGACCCGUGAGGCUCUUCAGUACCUCAUUGGUAUUUGCGCCGAGCACGUUCCCGAGAACCCUGGUCUCGUCACCGACUGCCCGUCGUACAUCCCUCUGAACCCCACACCUGCUACGCCCACAGCCCCCGCCGGCGGUGUCAGCACCCCUGCUGGUGAAGUCGGCACCACUGCUGCUCCUGGGACAACCCCGGCACCUGAAGUCCCAUCUGGCGGUGUCACCAGCGAUGUGCCUGCAGAGACGCCUGCUGUAGAAACUCCUUGCACGACCAUCAUCUAUGGUGCCACAACACUCACCAUCCCACAAGUCCACUUUACCACGCAGACCAACGAGUCUGGUGCAACACCAACUGAGCCUGUAGGACUGAUCCCCGGCACUGUGCCCGCUCAGACUCCUGCGAGCACUACUGCUGCGCCUUACCCCGUCUCUGGCACUACACUUGCCACAUUCAAGCCCACUGGCACUGGAGCUUACAGCCCAACUUCGCCAGCUGAGUUCACUGGUGCCGCAGCGCCCUUCAAGCCCAAGGCCCAGCACGCCAUCCUGGGUGCGAUGCUGGCCUUCCUUGUCUUGUAG